UAUCAUUCCAGUGAAGAAUACAAAUAAACUGCAGACUAUUCUGAAACCAUACAUUAAAAAUGGCAUGCAUAAUUGUGCAAAUGUCAUCCAGCUUCACGCCGAGAAACGAGGUCAACCGGGUUCAUGAGGAAGAGAAAAGAAACACACAUUUCAAGUUAUUUAAUUCCGCUUUUAUUUUCAAAUUAAAGGGCUGCUGAUUCACGAGUGAGACCAGCUGAGAUCAAUGGAUGGCAGCUGUCUUCGCAAAACCUCGUGUACCCCGAUAAGUAAACACGGGCACGAAUGAACCAAACAGGUUAUGAAGGAGGAGACAAGUGUGGACGAUUCCUUGUUUCCUAGACAUGGGUGGUUCGUUCUCACCCAUCCCUCAUGUUUUCUGCACCCCCACCCCGCCUCCUUUAUAAACACACAAAUACAGGAGGAGGAGGGUGAGGAGAAAUGUAAGUGGAUUCUCCAACACCCGGCUCUCUGCAGCUCCCUCUUCGCUGUUGCUCCGCAUGCGGCGCUCCGCAGUCAACACCGGCUCCAGUUUGUAGGCAUGUCGGCCGGUGGCUCUGACGGGACGGCGGACAGGCAGGCAGAUCUCGCUGCAGAGGAUGAAAGCCCAAACCAAGCGGGCUCCUCGCUGCCAGCUGGCGAGCUGCCAAGGAAACGGAAGGGAGAUGUGGAGGAGAGGUCAGGCUCCCAUGUACAGUAAGAGUGAUGCACAGCGUCGACCUCCAAUUGGAUGACGACCUCAGCGGAUCUGAUGAAGACGAUCAGCAGGUCAAAAUAAAAUGCUUCAGGGAGCCUCACCGACAGAUCGAGAAGCGGCGGAGGGAUAAGAUGAACAACCUCAUCGACGAGCUGGCCGCCAUGAUCCCCGCCUGUCUGCCUUUGGCUCGGAAACUUGACAAACUCACGGUCCUGCGGAAGGCCGUGCAACACCUGAAAGCCCUCAGAGCUGGGACGAGCAGCGCCUUUACAAACACCACCCACAAGCCUUCAUUCCUGCCUCACGAAGACCUCAAGCACCUUCUGCUCAGGGCUGCGGAUGGUUUCCUCUUAAUUGUAAGUUGUGACCGGGCUAAAGUCCUGUUCAUCUCCGAGUCUGUCUCCAAGAUCCUCAACUUUAACCGGAUUGAGCUGACUGGGCAGAGCUUGUUCGAUUUCCUCCACCCCAAAGACAUCAGUAAAGUGAAGGAGCAGCUGUCGUCUUCGGAGUACCCUCGCCAACGCCUCAUCGAUGCUGCCACGGGGGUUCAGGUCCAGGUGGAUGCCCCCGUCAGGCCGCCCCACCUGUCCACCGGGGCCCGGAGAUCCUUCUUCUGUCGGAUGAAGCACAGUCGGUUGGCGGGGAAGCAAGAGGACACACACCUGCUGCCCUGUGCUCUCAAAAAGAAAGACGCUUACAGAUACUGUACCCUCCACUGCACCGGGUACAUGCGGAGUUGGCCGAGCAGCCAGCUGGACUCGGAGGGUGACGCCGAGAAGGAAACCUCGAACCUGACCUGCCUGGUGACGGUGUGCCGCCUCCUCACCCACGUGCCCAACCAGCCUUCCAAAGACAUCAACAUCAAGCCCUCCGAGUUCGUCACCCGCUGUGCCAUCGACGGAAAGUUCACUUUUGUAGAACAACAAGCCACGACAGUCAUCGGUUAUUUGCCGCAGGAAGUUCUCGGCACGUCCUGUUACGAGUACUUCCACCAGGACGACCUGCGGCACCUCGCGGAGAAACACAGGCAAGCAGUUCUUCGAAGCAAAGAGAAGAUCGAGACGCAGUGCUACAAGUUCAAAACGAAAUACGACUCCUAUGUUUCCCUCCAAAGUCAGUGGUUUAGUUUUACCAAUCCAUGGACCAAAGAAGUAGAGUUUAUCGUCUCUUCAAACAGGGUUGUCCCCAGGGGGCCUGGUCACACAAAAGAUGAGGAAGCAGACGGCUCAAAAGCACCUCAGGAGGACACAAAGCAGUUACCCAUAAUCCCCGGACUUUCCAAAGGUGUGGGCACUAUGAUCUACGCGGGCAGCAUAGGGACCCAAAUUGCAAAUGAGCUCAUCGACUCCUACAGGAUGAACUCCUCUCCAUCCAGCGGAGCGUCCAGUCCGUUUGGCCCGGCCCAGGAGAAAUGCCCACUGAUUUCCCCACAAACCAGCAACAGUGUGUCCAGCAGAGAGGAGGCAGCAGGCAGUUCUUCACAGUCCCAGUCGGACUCGAGGAGAGCAGCGGGCGCCGGCAGUGCAACUUCUGAAAGUUCAGGCGAGCCGUCCCAGCUGGCCUUGGACAGCAUGGUGGUGCCGGGCCUGAGCAGCUUCAGCAGCGACGAGGCAGCCAUGGCGGUCAUCAUGAGCUUGCUGGAGACGGAUGUGAACAUGGGUCAAUCUGGGGACUUUGAGGACUUGCACUGGCCUUUCUAGGGGACGGGCAGACUUUGAGCUCUCAUGCCUGUGGCAUUCUCUCGGCCGUGCACGUGUCCCUUCGGUGGCCGACUGAGCCGGCCUUGCGCAAUUUGAACCCACUGGACUCAUAGCAAAGGUCGAGGCGCGUCAUGCUUGAGAGAGCCUAACGAGGGUCUAGAGGAAUUAUUGCAUCAAGAAAUGUGAGGUUAAAGUGUACCCGGAGCCUGUGGUGAUUCAGUGUCUUCCUCAGUGACACUUCAGACUUUCCACGAUGUAUCCAUUCGUUCUGCUUGCCCCCGUGAGGAGAAUCAGACUCCUGCCAUGUUUACUGCUGCUAGAAAAACUCCUCAAACCUUUCGACAUCUGCCACGCCCAGUGAUGAAAUGCAUUUUUCUCAGGACAUGGUCUGAUUUGUUCCAUUUUCUUUAAUUUUUUUUAAUGCUGUUAUUAUUUUUAUUUUUUUAAAGGUCUCCUUUCGGACACACGUUAAGUCAUGUUUUCUCGAUAUUGUUUCCAGUAAGACCUGAAAAAGGCAAAUAAGACUGUCUAUCUCUUUUCUUCUGUCUGGAGAAUUAAAAACUCAUGAAAUAUGCAUGAGGCAUUGCACCAUCACCACUACCACUAGGGGUCCAGUUAGCCUCCAUUCGGAAGAUUAUAGCUCGCAAAACCAAACUACAUUAACAGUUUCUUUUCAAAUAAGUCGAGAUGCUUCAAAUGUCUGCGUUUGGAAAUUCAUAAGAAAGCAUGUCUGAUUUUGUCAGCACACAAUUUUACCAGCUAGCUUAAAAUUGCUAACGGCUUUAAUGAGUGCUAACACGAUCAAAAUCGACGACGGAAAUGUGUUUUCAAGGAAAGAUCUUUACUUUAGGAACUGUUUUUAAUGAAAUGAAUACUUGAAUAUUGACUCCUGUUUACAGUUUUGGUCCCAGGAUAAGUCGUUGUGGAAAUAAGCUCUGCAUUACAAUACACUGUUCAAUAUGCAUUUGAAGGGUUGAUUCAACAGUGGGUCAAAAGGAUAAAGAUGGAAGCUACAGACCAGUGUGAAAGUGAACCACCUCAUUACCUGGCGUCCAGACAGACGACAAUGAAAAGAAGGAACAACACUGUUCCUGUAAAGCCGGGGAGGUCUUGAUUCACUUUUCACUGUGCAAUCAUUAUAAAGCAAAAGCAGCAUGUGUAUACAACAUUCAGUGGCAUGUGUGAGGGGAGGGACAAAGGAUCAAUUCAGUCUGUGAGGUUCCUCGGAAAAUAGAAAGAUGAAACUGAACAUUACAACUUUAGUUUGUUAGUCGAUGCAACCUUCACUGAAAAGUAUUUUUUUAAUAUGCACAAUGAUUGGCUACCAGUUGUGCUGUUCCAAACAACAGCCUGCUAGGUGAAACUCUCAACCAUUAAUACAAUAUUAGUAUAGGGGAAAAACACAUUCUUUGGGGUAAAGUGUCUGAUUUCAUAUUGAACGUGCACAUCAGGAGUGAGCUCUAGUAUGUCCAUACUGUGGUCACAUAGCAUAUAUUUACUGUACUUCAUCCAUUGUGUACUGAACUCCUAGGAAUAUGUGGAUGGUCCAGUUAUGGAGGGGAGAAUGUUUUCCCGUAGUAACCAGGGACAAGCCAACAUGUUUUUAGGUUGUCAUGUCUUCUGGACUCCCUCUCCUAAUAUCUGGCCCCAACAUAGUGUUUGAACCGCCUUACACUGCACAGAAAUUAGCCAUAGAUUUGCCAGGAAAACCCUACUGUUGCAGUCCAUCUAUGUCUGAAUGUCCCAUUACCGCAACAGCCUCUUGUAAACGAAAAUACCUAUACUAACAGCUAAUCUGGAUCAAAUCAGUUGUUGGGUGUCUCUUUUUUUUUUUUAAACAUCCGUUGUCAAAAUCAAAGGGGAAAAUGAGGAACUCAUCAGUGGAGAGGCAGAAACGGGAGACAUGUUUGAACCCCCUCACCAGCCUUAAAAAAAAAAAAAAAAAGCCAAUGCAAGACAGCCAAAUGACAUGUUGAAGGGUGGUGGCCAUGAUCACAUUAUCAAACUAUUUAUUUUCAGAUGACCUUCACUUCGAUGAACGCCAGUCAUCGGCGUUUUUACUUUCAAACUCGGUGACGGGCCUCUUUACGGCACCUGUGAACUCUGGUUAUAUCACUGGUUCCUCUAAUCUUGAAAUCAUCAUGUGAUUGUGUUGCCUUGAGCACAAUCGUAAAUCAACCGUUAUGUGCUCUCUUUGGCUUAAAAGCGAAACUGUUUGACAAUAUUUGCUGCUGUCUUCGAAACUAUUUGUCAUGGACACGACAGCAGAACAUGUGUUGCUAUGAAAAGACAAAAUGUCUCAUAUUUGUAUGUGAAAAUUGUCGUCUAUGUUUCUGCUUUAUCGAGGAAUGGAGGUCUUUAAAAAAAUAAAACAAAUGAUCCACGUUC
Messenger RNA from Cyclopterus lumpus (lumpfish), 4782 nucleotides. Its product is annotated as aryl hydrocarbon receptor nuclear translocator-like protein 1. NCBI's taxonomy places the organism in Eukaryota, Metazoa, Chordata, Actinopteri, Perciformes, Cyclopteridae. Gene Ontology annotation, cellular component: transcription regulator complex; aryl hydrocarbon receptor complex; cytoplasm. The transcript is spliced from 17 exons. Gene Ontology annotation, molecular function: RNA polymerase II cis-regulatory region sequence-specific DNA binding; protein dimerization activity; DNA-binding transcription factor activity, RNA polymerase II-specific. Bases 703 to 2394 code for a protein of 563 amino acids. The record is from RefSeq and is a predicted model, not a curated record. Gene Ontology annotation, biological process: regulation of transcription by RNA polymerase II.